Molecule: messenger RNA, 3371 nt
Organism: Trichoplusia ni (cabbage looper)
Lineage: Eukaryota; Metazoa; Arthropoda; Insecta; Lepidoptera; Noctuidae
Exons: 20
Coding region: 287-3334 (1015 amino acids)
Biological process (GO): transmembrane transport; monoatomic anion transport
Cellular component (GO): plasma membrane
Molecular function (GO): transmembrane transporter activity
Source: RefSeq, a predicted model, not a curated record
CAUUCAAUGAAGAUAUCAUAAAAAGCAGUUGAGAAAAAGAAAUAUAGCUUAAAACGUCUCCUGGCUUCAAGUGGAAUUGAGCCAUAAAUUUGGUCUUGACCAAGUACUUAUAUAGUUCAGUAAAAAAAAAAAUAAAGUGGAUAAAAACGUGAAUGAAGUCUAUUAAAUAUUUCGGAUUAACGAAGGCGAUUAACAAGCGGCUGACAAAAACAAUCACAAAGGUUUAUUCAUCACAAACAUUUAAAACUUGCCGUUUAAUGCUGUAUUUCUUGAAAAUCCAUUGACGAUGACGUCUGAAAAGCAAGAUAUUGAAAAGAAAGAAAUUCAGAAUAAUUUUGACGUAUCAAAAUGGGGUUACCGUCACCAGCAAGCAUGUAUUUUAUUCUGCACGCUGACCAUAGCGUACAGCAUGCGAUCCUGCAUGGGAGUAUCCUUGGUGGCCAUGACAAAGUAUGCUGAGCCAGAUGACAACACUACCUCCAUCAUAGAUGAUGCUAAGCAGUUCCAACCUCAAGGAGUACUGAAUGCUUUGAUGCUGACUCCUCCAUAUCCUACUUUUAACUGGGACAAGAAAACGCAAGAGGCUGUGAUAGCCUCAUUCUUCUGGGGCUACAUGUCACUGCAGAUCCCGGCUGGACAGUUAGCUCAUAGGUUUGGUGCUCGGUAUUUACUUACUGGUGCCAUGUUCGUCAAUAGUAUAGUUUCUAUAAUGAUGCCGCUGGCAGCUUAUUACGGAGGUUGGAUAUGCACAGCAAUAUGUAGAGUACUACAAGGCCUUACUCAGGCUUGCAUUGUCCCAGGCCUGCACACGUGUCUCGGAAAAUGGGCUCCUCUGCAAGAAAGAGGAAGAAUUGCCGCUUUUGUGUAUGGAGGCCAGGCUCUUGGCACCGUUUUCGGGUUACCGAUGACAGGCUUUAUAUCCUCGUCUCGGUUAGGCUGGCCUGGGAUAUUCAGGUUUUAUGGAAUCUUAUCUGGGAUUAUUGGACUUUUACUGUGGUGGCUAGCUGCUGACACUCCCGGAAAGCAUACUAAAAUAUCUCCCGAGGAAAGGAAGUAUAUUGAAGAUGAAUUAGGAUCAGGCGAGGACGCAAAGAAAGUGGCUGUGCCUUGGGGAAGUAUAUUCCGACACAAGGGAAUGUAUGCUAUCAUUCUUGCACACAUCGGACAAACUUGGGGGCAGGUUACUUUGUACUCAGAAGUUCCGGCUUAUUUAGAUAAAAUUAUGGGAGUAGAUAUAAAAGCGAAUGGUCUGCUGACUGCUCUUCCGUUCUUGGUGAUGUGGAUCACUAACUUCUUCUUCAGUUACGUAUUUGACAUGCUGAUUGUGAAGAAUAUUUUAAGUGUGACAAAUACGAGGAAACUCGCCAACUCUUGCGGUCAUAUGCCGGCAGCUAUAGGGCUGAUUGCAUUAGCAUAUGCACCGAAAAAUAUUUACGUCGUUGAAUCGAUUCUGGUGUUUACUUGCGCAUUCAAGAUAUCAUCUAACUUAGGAUUCCACGUGAACCAUAUUGAUAUUUCACCAAACUAUGCCGGAACAAUGAUGAGUAUCAGUAAUUUUAUGUCCAACAUCGGAGCUUCACUAGCGCCUCUAAUUAUAGGAGUCAUAUUGACUGAUGUAAAUGACGCCUACCUUUGGAGACAAGUAUUCUUAAUGACAGCUGGACUUUAUUUCCUGACCAACCUGGUCUAUGUGAUAUUAGGAACCGGUGAGAAAGCAGCAUGGAACGAUCCACCGCAAGAGACAGAGGACUGUGAGGAGGGACAAGCUAUGCUUGAGAAACCUAAAUUAAACUUGCCGUUUAAUGCUGUAUUUUUUGAAAAACCAUUGACGAUGUCUGAAAAGCAAGAUAUGGAAAAGAAAGAAAUUGAAAACAAUUUUGACGUCUCAAAAUGGGGUUACCGACAUCAGCAAGCUUUCAUUUUAUUCUGCACGCUGACUAUAGCGUACAGCAUGAGGGCCUGCAUGGGAGUAUCAUUAGUGGCCAUGACAAAGUAUGCUGAGCCAGAUGACAACACUACCUCCAUCAUAGAUGACGCUAAGCAGUUCCAACCUCAAGGAGUACUGAAUGCUUUGAUGCUGACUCCUCCAUACCCGACAUUUAAUUGGGAUAAGAAAACGCAAGAUGCAGUGAUAGCCUCAUUCUUCUGGGGCUACAUGACACUACAGAUCCCAGCUGGACAGUUAGCGCAUAGGUUUGGAGCCCGCUUCUUGCUUACUGGUGCCAUGUUUAUCAACUGCGUGGUUUCUAUUAUGCUACCGUUGGCAGCUUAUUACGGAGGUUGGAUAUGCACAGCAGUGUGCAGAGUAUUGCAAGGCCUUACUCAGGCUUGCAUUGUCCCAGGCUUGCACACGUGCCUCGGAAAAUGGGCUCCUCUUCGAGAAAGAGGAAGAAUUGCCGCUUUUGUGUAUGGAGGCCAGGCUCUUGGCACCGUUUUCGGGUUGCCGAUGACAGGCUUUAUAUCUUCGUCUCGAUUGGGCUGGCCCGGGAUAUUCAGGUUUUAUGGAAUCUUAUCUGGAAUUAUUGGAUUUUUGCUGUGGUGGCUAGCUGCUGACACUCCCGGAAAACAUACAAAAAUAUCUGCAGAAGAAAGGAAGUAUAUUGAAGAUGAAUUAGGAUCAGGAGAGGAGGCAAAGAAAAUGGCUGUGCCUUGGGGAAGCAUAUUCCGCCACAAAGGGAUGUACGCUAUUAUAGUGGCUCACUUCGGUCAAACUUGGGGCCAGCUGACUUUGUACUCAGAAGUUCCGGCCUAUUUAGAUAAAAUUCUGGGAGUCAAUAUAAAAGCGAAUGGUCUGCUGACUGCUCUCCCGUUCUUGGUGAUGUGGCUGACGAACUUCUUCUUCAGUUACGUAUUUGACAUGCUGAUUGUGAAGAAUAUUUUAAGUGUUACAAAUACAAGGAAGCUCGCCAAUUCUUGCGGUAACAUCCCAGCAGCUAUAGGGUUGAUUGCAUUAGCAUAUGCACCGAAAAAUAUUUACGUCGUUGAAUCGAUUCUGGUGUUCACCUGCGCUUUUAAGAUAUCAUCUCACUUGGGUUUCCAUGUGAACCACAUUGAUAUUUCACCAAACUACGCCGGAACAAUGAUGAGUAUCAGCAAUUUUAUAUCGAACAUCGGAGCUUCAACCGCACCUUUAAUAAUUGGAUUUAUUCUUACUGAUGUGAACGAUGCCUACCUUUGGAGACAGGUUUUCUUGAUGGCAGCUGGAUUUUAUUUCCUGACCAACCUGGUCUAUGUGAUAUUAGGAACCGGUGAGAAAGCUGCUUGGAACGAUCCACCGCAAGAGACAGAGGACUGUGAGGAGGGAAAAGCUAUGCUUGAGAAGCCUAAAUUGUAGAAGUAUUUUUAAUUUAUAGUAAAACAAUAAGUACAAA